Molecule: messenger RNA, 3666 nt
Organism: Phalaenopsis equestris
Lineage: Eukaryota; Viridiplantae; Streptophyta; Magnoliopsida; Asparagales; Orchidaceae
Exons: 5
Coding region: 1-3666 (1221 amino acids)
Molecular function (GO): RNA-DNA hybrid ribonuclease activity; nucleic acid binding
Source: RefSeq, a predicted model, not a curated record
AUGGUCUCUAAAAAUGUCAACAGAUUUGUGAGAAAAUUCCCUGGAUUCCAGCUUCUUACAAAUUCUAAUAACAAAAUUUGGAUUCUAUGCAGAAAAGAAGUCCUUUGCACUGUUCUUAUAGAUGGAGAUCAAUUCAUCCAUCUUCAACUCAAUUUCAGUUACUAUCAGGGAUUUGCUACCUUCAUUUAUGCUGGCUGUACAGCUACUGCAAGACUGAACCUUUGGCAAGGAUUAUUAGAGCUCAGUUCCUCUAUUAAGGAUUUCUGGGUUGUUGGUGGUGAUUUUAACAGCAUCUCUUCUCCCUGUGAGAAGAAGGGAGGGAGAUCUCCUGAUAUUAGUCGAAUCCCUCCACCCUUCCUGCUGACACUGAGACAACAGGGACUUGCUCAUCCCAAUUCCCUUAAUAGAGUUCUAGCCCUCAACAGGAUGUAUAAACCUUGGAUCAUUGCUCUUCUUGAACCAAUGGUCUCUAAAAAUGUCAACAGAUUUGUGAGAAAAUUCCCUGGAUUCCAGCUUCUUACAAAUUCUAAUAACAAAAUUUGGAUUCUAUGCAGAAAAGAAGUCCUUUGCAAUGUUCUUGUAGAUGGAGAUCAGUUCAUCCAUCUUCAACUCAAUUUCAGUUACUAUCAGGGAUUUGCUACCUUCAUUUAUGCUGGCUGUACAGCUACUGCAAGACUGAACCUUUGGCAAGGAUUAUUAGAGCUCAGUUCCUCUAUUAAGGAUUUCUGGGUUGUUGGUGGUGAUUUUAACAGCCUCUCUUCUCCCUGUGAGAAGAAGGGAGGGAGAUCUCCUGAUAUUAGUCGAAUUAACACUUUCAAUGAUAACAUUCAGUCUGCUGGGCUCUUUGAUUUGGGGUUCAAAGAUAGCACAAAGGUGGCUGGCCCUGAUGGAUUCUCUGCUGACUUCUACAAAAAGGCUUGGCAUGUUGUGAAAGGUGAUGUUAUUGCCACUGUCCAAAGCUUCUUCUGGGGGGCUGACCUUCCCAAAUACUUCUCCUCUUCAACCAUUACUUUAGUGCCUAAAGACAAAACUCCUUGCAAAUGGGAGGAUUUCAGACCCAUUAGUCUUACUUCUGUUAUCUCAAAGAUAAUCAGUAAAAUCUUGGUCCAAAGACUACAGCCCCAUCUAAACAAGCUCAUCAGCAGGAAUCAGUCUGCCUUCAUCAGGGAUAGAAAUAUUGUGGAUAAUGUGCUCUUGGCCCAAGAAUUGGUGCUGGACUUGGACAGAGUCACUAGAGGAGGCAAUCUAAUUUUCAAAUUAGAUAUCAAAAAAGCCUAUGAUACUAUAAGCUGGAGUUUCAUUGAACAGGUUUUGAUUGCUAGAGGUUUCUCAUCCUCCUUUGUCCAUCUGAUCAGCAGAUGGCUGUCAAACAAUUUCCAUUCAAUUCUCAUUAAUGGAUCCACUCAUGGGUUUUUCAGUGCUUCUAGAGGUAUAAAACAAGGUGACCCUCUUUCCCCUACCAUCUUUAUUCUAGCUUUUGACUACUUAUCAAGAAUUUUGAAUGAGAUGGCAUCCAGGAAACCCCAUUCUCUUUAUAGUCACAAAUCUUCCUUAUUAAUCAAUCACCUGGCCUUUGCUGAUGACAUCAUAAUCUUCACAAAAGCUUCCAAAUGUGCUGUCAAAAUUUUAUUGCAGAAUCUGGAGACUUUUCAGGAUGUUUCUAUUAUGGAAUUCAAUAAAAUGAAGUGCCUUUCCAUCUACAGUAAGCAGUGCAUCAAUGAGUUUAAAGACUGGGUUGCUGAUUUCACUGGUUUCAAAAACAGUAUCCUUCCUAUGAAAUAUCUGGGGGCUGUUCUUAUCAAAGGAAGAACUAAGAACAUCCAAUUUGAUCACAUAAUUGACAAGGUACAGAGUAAAUUGCAUGCUUGGGAGAAUUUCUUUUUAUCUAAUGGAGGUAGAAUUACACUUCUCAAAAGUGUUCUUUCUGCCUUACCAUCCUACUUACUACAAAUGAACAUUCUUAAAAAAUCCUCUCAGAAACUAUUAGAAGGUAUCUUUAAUAGAUUCCUAUGGGCUGGCCAUAGGAAGCAAAAACACUGGACCUCUUGGGCUAAGGUGUGUAAACCUGCUGAGGAGGGUGGAUUAAGAUUCAAGUCUUUCUCCCAAAUUAUGCACUCCAAUUUCUGCAAGCUAUGGCUCAGAUUUAGAUCUCAGUCUUCCUUAUGGGCUGAAUUCCUGUGGGGCAAAUAUUGCAGACAUCUUCACCCCACCCAAAUCUCAGUGGGUGUGGGGGAUUCUCCAAUCUGGAAAAGGAUGUUAAAAGUUAGACAGGAUGCUGAACAGUUGUUUGUCUGGGAACUUGGUGAGGGCUUGGUUAACAUCUGGUGGGAUAAUUGGUCAUUGGAUGGUUGCCUUAUUCAGGACCAGUUUGUCCCAGCUACCCCUAUGUUUGUGAAAGACAUCUGGGCUCUUGGCAAGUGGAACCUUGCUCCUAUCAUUCCUUUCUGUAGCCCAUCUCAAAUAAGCAAUAUUCAGAAGCUUACUAUCAAACCUGGGGUGAAAGACAAAAUUGUGGUUAGAAAGAACCCUAUCCCUUCUCAGCAACCCCAUCUGGUACACUGGGGUCACACCAUCUGGAAUAAAUUCCUUACCCCAUCCAUGUCCUUCUUCAUUUGGAGACUUUUCUCAAAAAUGAUUCCCACGGAUGACAUCCUAAAAUUGAAGGGUUUGAGGGGUCCUUCUAGAUGCUUUUUCUGCUUAUCUCAAGAGGAAACAAUUUCCCAUCUGUUCUUUGAGUGUCAUUGGGUACAGGAUGUUUGGUCAUUUGUGAUUGGUAAACUUAGAAUCCCAACCUUGCACCUCACAUGGAAGAUGUUCUAUACUAGCUGGGCUGAUUGGAGGGGUGCUGAACUCCAGGACAUCCCCAAUAUUGUGGCAUGGUUUGUGUGGAUGGCAAGGAACCAGGCAAAGCAUGAUAGCUCCCUUAUCGAUCCUAAGACGGUGGGUCUAAAUUGUAUUGCUUUCAUUCAAAAACUGAUCAACUUUAAAAAGUAUAAGACUGUGUUGGAGAUUGUUUCUUUUCUCAAGCCUCAAACUUCCAAAGUUGUGACUAUCUGCUGGACUCUCCCAAAGCUUGGUUGGAUCAAAAUUAACAUAGAUGGCAGCCAUAAAUCCCAGUCUGCAGGCAUUGGUGGGGUUUUUAGGAACCAUGAGGGGAAAUGCAUCUUAUAUUUCCAAUCUCCAAUCAAGGCUGUUGACUCACUUGAGGCAGAAUGUCAAGCAGUUUUCUGGGCCCUCAACUUAGCCAGAUCUUGCUUGCUUGAUCAGUUAUGGGUUGAAUCUGACUCCUUGCAACUUAUUAACAUCCUCCAUGGGAUCUCAAAAACUCCAUGGAAUUUAAUCUGCUGGAUGUCUGAUAUUCAUCAACUGCUUAAAGUUUGCUCUUUAAAGUUUUCUCAUAUUCACAGAGAAGGAAACAGACCAGCCAACUGGCUAGCUAGGAGGGGACUUUUUACAGAAGUUCCACUAUGGGCAGGCUGGCAGAAGUUUCUCUCAGAUCAGGGUCGUAAAUAUGCCCCGCAGAGCGGAGUAUUCGGUAGUCGUUCAUUACGAACGACUAUCAAGUCCCUUGCUGGAGUAGCUACCAUGGAGAGCAAACGGUUGGGCCCCUCCAUUGGAUCUCGUUUCACUAUCACGUUUUUACCUUUGCGUGACACAUUGUAUUGA